Messenger RNA from Pseudomyrmex gracilis, 2573 nucleotides. It is a transcript of the gene ida, whose product is annotated as anaphase-promoting complex subunit 5. Gene Ontology annotation, cellular component: anaphase-promoting complex. The transcript has 11 exons. Lineage: Eukaryota; Metazoa; Arthropoda; Insecta; Hymenoptera; Formicidae. Gene Ontology annotation, biological process: positive regulation of mitotic metaphase/anaphase transition; anaphase-promoting complex-dependent catabolic process; protein K11-linked ubiquitination. The record is from RefSeq and is a predicted model, not a curated record. Bases 67 to 2310 code for a protein of 747 amino acids.
UCGCGCAGCGCGCGUUUUGUGUCAUGUGUGUUUACAUUAUGAGAGAAAUAUGUAAUACAACAAAGAAUGUCAGGAAACGAUAGCUUUCUACACACAGUGAAUGACUUUUUCAACAAAAUGUCCAAGGAAUUCGUGACCGUCGACGGUAACGUGAAGAAGGUUCAGAAAGAGAAUCUAACUCCUUUCAAAGUGGCAACUGUUAUUUUAAUUAGAGAAUAUUGCAACGAAAACACAAAAGCAAUCGUGGAGAGACGCGACUUUUGUCUAGCGUCGUUGAAAUUGAUUCAGUCAGCAGAUAUGGAACUGGCCGAUCUGUUGAACAUGUUGUACGGUUCGCAAUACGCCUUACAUCGUUUUGCGGAUCAGUUGGAAGUGGAACUGGACACUCUGCACAGAAAAGGAAUCGAAGGACUGUUGAAUCUGUUCGACAGUCUUCGUCGACUGAUGGAACCCAAGGAUCACUCGCUCUCGGUAGCGGCGCUGAGCAAAAAUUCUGUUCUAGGAUUGUACGUUCGCAGAAUGCUCAUUUUCUUUGAGAAAUUGGGUUUCGACCAGGUGGUCUCUCUCUAUAACGAACUGCAGAGAUAUAUAGAGAAAAAAAUCGGUUGCGCGGACACUUCUGAUGCUUCUGUAAUUUCCAAGACAGACUGUAGCCCGGAAAAGGCGGUGACUUGGGGCGGAAGACAAGCUGAAUUGCUUGUGGCGCAACAGGCGCACAUAUUGCAAACCGACGAGCACAAGGCGAUGUCGCCGAUAGCUUUGCAAGCUCUGGUCACGGAUCUUUUGAAAUCAACUCCGUACAGCGCGGACGCGCAUUACUUGAGUUACUUGAAUUCCAUUCGUGUGAACGACUUCUGCGGCGCGGUGGACAGUCUUUAUCACUGUUUUGACAGACUGGCACCUCUGGAGAACCGAUCGACACCCGAAGACCGAUCUCGCACAUUUCGAUACGCGGCGCUCAAUCUGGCCGUCUUACACGCCCAGUUUAAUCACAAGGAAGUGGCGCAAUACGCUUUGAAAGAGGCUAUCAAGUUGGCCCAGGAAGCCGGAGACAACGUGUGCUUGCAACUCGCGCAUUCUUGGAUGUCCUAUUUGACCAGCGAAGAGAAUAAAGGUCUGCUCAUAGAACGCUCGGUCGGCAAGGCGAGUUUGCUGGGAAUCACGCACACGACAGGCUUGAGUCUCAUUUCGCACGCGCACAAUUGCGCCCUGGAAGCCAAGAGUCCAUCUGUGGUGUUCGACAUAUUGAUGAAGUCGGACAUGUUAAAUUGCCAGCACUCGAUGUCCGACCUGAAGUCCGUUACCUUCGCGGAGAAGUCCGCUUUAUGGGCGUAUUACGGCAAGACGGAAAUGGCCUCUCUUUGCGCCCAACUACUGCUUCUUCACAACACGGGUGAUAAGAAGCAGUACAUGUUCAACGGCCCGUCCACGUGCCAGGCGAUCGUCACCGUCGCCAAUAUGCUGAUCGAGCUCGGCGAAUACGUUCGCGCCGACAUUGUUUUGUCCCACGCCAAAGAACGAUUUCCCAAAAGUCCUUGCAACAAAAUCUGGAUGUUGAGCGAACAGCUGCACGUAUUCGCGCAACUGAUGAGACAAGAGAAGUGGAGCGAGGCGGAGGCGAUAGCGAGAAAUAUAUCUAGCUUGGAUCAGUUGGAAUCCGAGCUCAGAUUGACGGAGGUCUGCCUGGCGAAAGGUGACUUUCCAAAGGGACUCGAAUACAUUGACGUUAUCGAGAAGCAUCCAGACGCGACUCCGCCGCACGUGAUACGCGCCGUUCUUCUUUCUUGCCAGAUAACUUGCGCUUCGUCCUUACCGUCAAGCGUAAAAGUGGUCGCCACCAACUGCAUAGUACGUCUCUGUUCGGCUCUAGACCUGGCCACGCGAAAUUAUCUGUUCUACUACAAGGCUCUCAUCAAGAUGCAUCUCGCGAACGUACAAUUGUUAAUGGGACUGCCAACAUUGGCCUUGAAUCUGGUGGAGGAGGCCAUCCCCACGAUUUUGGGCUACGGUGGAUGUUACGAUCAAGGCAAGGCCUUUCUGUUGUACAGCAAGUGUCUGAUAGCCUCAGCGCCGGAGAGCGUUUCCGAGGCGCGAAAAGAAACGAUUCUGAGUGGGAUAAAAGUUCUGUCGAAAGCGCAAGCGUUGUUCAACAAGAUCAACGCUGUCGCCAUGGUCAAGAGCACCUUGCAUCUUCAAGCCGUUUUGUACAACGAGAUCGAUCUCAUGUCCGAACGAAAUCAGUGCGCUUUCGAGUUUCGUCAGUUGGACGAGCAGUAUCAAACGUCUCCCACCAAUCCCUUUUUAUAUUGAAAUUUAUGAAAAAAAAAAAACAUGUUUGUACAUGAAAAGUAUGAAAGGAAAAGUGAUGUACAUAUAUAAAUCUUUUUUUACUUCCAAAACAUUUCUUUCUUUCUUUUCUCCGGUGAUAGACUGGAGGAUGUGUACUGCCUGCUUUUUUUGCCGAACUGACGUCAUUACUUGCUCCAGAAGCGAUUUAAGGUUGUAUUCAGGGUAAGAUAAAAGAUAUGCCGGAUUAUUCGAAAUUUGCCAGUCAGUAGAUAAUAUUAAAAAAA